This is a messenger RNA of Miniopterus natalensis, 1821 nucleotides long. It is a transcript of the gene TMEM80, whose product is annotated as transmembrane protein 80. Lineage: Eukaryota; Metazoa; Chordata; Mammalia; Chiroptera; Miniopteridae. Gene Ontology annotation, biological process: non-motile cilium assembly. The record is from RefSeq and is a predicted model, not a curated record. Gene Ontology annotation, cellular component: ciliary transition zone.
AGGGGCCGAACCGGCACGAAGCGGCCCAGUCGAGCCGAGCCGACGGCCUGGAGUCCGGAACCGAGGAGGUCCGAAGAGGUCCGAAGUGUGGAGCCGAGGCGUGCCGAACUGGUACGAGGCCGCACGAGGAUUUCCGAGCGGCUCUGCGCAAGCCCUUCUUAGCGCCUAGGAGGCCGCGCCGGCCGUCGUCCCCGGCCCACAGGAUCGCCGACUGUGGGGGCCGACGGUCGCCGGUCUCCGACGCGGCGCGGCCUAGCCUGGGGAACCUUGCGCCACAGGCUCCGCCCGCCUCGCCGCGAGCGAGAGCUGAGUCCAGCCGAGCAGAACCGAAUGGAGCCGAAUGUUUCCGAGUCCGUGUCCUCCCAGCCUCGGCUCCCCGCCCCCUCCUGUCCGAAAGGGGCCGAGCGCCGCCGGACCGACUAAUCCGGCCUCGGCCGAGGCUCGGAGUCAACUCUCGAAAAUGCGGAGCGGUCGGGCCCCUUCGACAGCACUGGCGAAAAUGGCCGAAGGGACGCGAGCGGCGGGGCCGAGAGGCUGCCGGGAUCCUGGCGGACUCGGUGGGCGGGGCCUGGGCAAGAUGGCGGCCGCGCGGCGAGGGGGCGCGUCCUCCACGGCCCUCUCAUCGGUCCCCCUGCAAAUGCUGCUCUGUCUCAGCGGGACGUAUUUUGCCCUUUAUUUCCUGGCUACGCUCCUGAUGAUCGCCUACAAAAGUCAGGUUUUCAGUUACCCUCAGGAUUACCUGGUCCUGGACCUGACUCUACUGAUUCUGAUGGGGAUCCUGGAAGCAGCCCGGUUGUACUUGGGUACCAAGGGCAACCUGACGGAGGCCGAGCUGCCACUGGCCGCCAGCCUGGUCCUCACCGUGGCCAGUUCCCUGCUGACCGUCUAUUUCCUGCUGUGGCAGACCCUGGUGCUGCGGGCAGACUCGGCCCUCAGUACCACACUCCUGACGCUCCACGGCCUGGAGGCCAUCCUGCAGGUGGUGGCCAUCGCUGCCUUCAUCAGAUAGAUGGGCGACCUCGGCCCCCGGACAGCCCUGGACAGAAGCCCUCUUGGGAGCCUAGCAAUCCCCACCCUAUGGCACAGAGGGAAGGGCAUUUUCCUGCCAAUUGGUCCCAUAUGACAGGGUCAGGUGGUUUGGGCGGUUAUGAGUCAUCUUGGGGGCAGGACCAGGAUAUAACAGUGAGGCCACCUGUUGGGGAGAGCUGCAGGCUGAGUCAGAGACUGCCCUGGGACAAAUCCAGGGAUGGCCCCAAGCCAGCAGGGGGCCAGUGGGCUUCACCCUGUCACUGGCCAGCUCCCUCGAAGGUAUGCACAGAGGCCGGCCAGCCACACCAGGAUGGUGCACGUUUUCUCGCUGUGACAGCACUCUUCACACAGGUCUUUGUGUUCCGUAGUGUCUACCCUAUGGGAAACAGCUGUGUGGGUGGGACAGUGAGCCAGGGGUCCUCAGCCACUCAGGCCAAGUCCUGGAUGGACAGCUUCCAAAAGAAAAGAUAUGGGAGAGCCAGUCAGCCCCAGUGUGGGGCACCUCUGCAGCAGCCACAGCUCCUUCCCUGGGGGUUCUGGCCUAGCCGCGACACCCAUGGCGGGCAGCACAACUGACAGCCACCUCAGGGCUCAGAUGUUCUAGCCUCCGUCAUUACAACGCCAGUCACGUUUGCACCCAGCGCCAGGCGAAUCCAGGUCCGCUGUAAGCUGAUCCUCUCUACUAACUUUCCUCCUUUCGCUCCUGUUGCGCGUUUUCUAUGUGGAGUAACGUGUUCAAAUGGGUGUGUAGUUUCUCUUCAUAUUUUUCAAAUAAAGAAGUGUUUACACCUC